Messenger RNA from Cyanidioschyzon merolae strain 10D, 1245 nucleotides. Its product is annotated as similar to voltage-gated K+ channel protein. Gene Ontology annotation, molecular function: voltage-gated potassium channel activity. Gene Ontology annotation, biological process: potassium ion transmembrane transport. Gene Ontology annotation, cellular component: membrane. NCBI's taxonomy places the organism in Eukaryota, Rhodophyta, Bangiophyceae, Cyanidiales, Cyanidiaceae. Bases 1 to 1245 code for a protein of 414 amino acids. The record is from RefSeq and is a predicted model, not a curated record. The transcript has a single exon.
AUGAGCCGGAGAUAUUUCAGGUGGAGCGGUCACACUUGGACUUCAGACAUGCGCUUCAGAACUGCUGAUUUAAACGGCAGUGAACUUGUUCCACGAUUGGCGUUCGUACUAUCGACGGUUUGGCGACCGGGUUGCAACUCGUGUUACGCGAGUGAGCGCACGGCCUUGUACAGCCAUGUGAGACGAAGGCUUCGACUCCAGAGGGUUUCCAGCAGCACACUUGUUAUACCGCCGCGGACCAACUUUCUUCGGGCGUACAUUGUUUCUAAGGCUGAAUUUGAAAGGGACGAGGACGGCUCACGGCUUGCUUUCCGACUCCCGUUUGCUCGAGACCUUGACGAGGCCCUCAACUCGCCGGCCUACGAGCUGGUGCUCACCGGCAUGGUCGUUACGGUCUCGGCGCUGUACGCUUUGGAAACGCUCCCACAGCUAUCCUUAGAGUUGCGGGAGCUCUUCGUGCGAAUUGAGGCAGUUAUCUCCGGGGUUUUCGUCAUAGAGUAUCUGUUGCGUUUUUAUUCCCAGGGACUGGACCCCCGAUACCUCCUGAGGAAAGCCAUGUUACUAGAUUUUAUCAGCAUAUUCCCCUUUUUGAUUGCUCAGGGUUUGAUGAAUGAUGCUUUUGAGCUACAGUUCGUGCGGCUGCUGCGCGUGCUGCGCAUCUUGCGCCUCGAGCGACUCGUCGAGGAGGAUACGUUUCGGCGCUUUUUCCUCGGGCGCGCCGAUGCUGCCUACGCGGAAUACAAACUUCGAAUCGCCCAGAUUGUUUUCACGCUCGCCAGCAUCAUUUGGGUAACGAGUGGUUUGAUAUACGAUGCUGAACAUGGCGCAAACCCACAGUUCCAAACAUAUUUUGAUGCACUCUACUUCUCCAUCGUCAGUUUGACGACGGUUGGACUCGGUGAUUUAGCACCACGUACGCCGCUUGGAAAACUGACGAUAUCCCUGGCGAUUCUCGUGGGUGUUGCCAUUAUUCCUUUCCAGCUUGGUCAACUGGGAAGGGCGCUUUUCGCAACAGAAGGAGGCUCGGAACAUGGACCCGAUGACCCUGCCGCCUUUUUCGGACGAAACGCACGCCCGGUUGAGUGCCAGCGCUGCGGCCAGAAGCGGCACAGCUGGGAUGCGCGCUACUGUCGAAUCUGCGGAGAGCGCUUGCCGAAAACUGUGAGUAACGGUGCGAAUGGCUCGGUCGCAACAUCAUCUAAUGACAAGCCUGACAAGUCGCCAGAUACUAUCAGGGAAUCCUGA